This is a messenger RNA of Diorhabda sublineata, 4213 nucleotides long. RefSeq lists its product as uncharacterized. Bases 403 to 1521 code for a protein of 372 amino acids. NCBI's taxonomy places the organism in Eukaryota, Metazoa, Arthropoda, Insecta, Coleoptera, Chrysomelidae. The transcript has 7 exons. The record is from RefSeq and is a predicted model, not a curated record.
GACAGUAGACGCUCUAACCGCCGCGACGUCGGAUGGAGCUUCCCGACGCUUUUAAUACUCCAAGCGACGCGUGGUUUCACGAAAAUCGUCGCAGUUUCGAGUCGAUUUGUUUAUGAAACAAACAGACUGUUUGUGGUACGAGAACGAAUGUCUGGUUUGUUUAGAAUUAUUUUGGACUAAUUUUGAGAUAACAAUUUGGGUCCAAUAAAAAUAAGCGUGUCUUCAUCAACAAAAAGACGUUUCCUCGUAGCUUCUAAGGGACCAAAAUCAAGGCCCCUCGCCUCAACCACAGAUCUAGAAUCGAAGAAGACGUCGCUAAUUAGUACCAUCUCUCCGGCGGAGUACGUCGUCAGCGGCUAUGUGCACGCCGAGUGGGAGCAGGGCCGCAGUGGCAAUCUCGACAUGGAGGUGGAGGUGAUAGAGGAGGCAUCUUCAGGGCGCGCCUCAUCACGAUUCCCCACCACACUAUUGGGCAACAACACACCUGGUUAUCCAGUUGGGGAUGCGCCGGAAGUGGUAGUCCGUGUCGAAGAAGUGCUACUAGUGGCCCUCGUCCUUAUCAUCUGGGUAGCAGCUAUCGCUCUUUUCUUCAAUCGUUGGGGCAAAAUAAGAAUGUUGGAACCUUAUCAACCAAAGUUCCAUCAACAGCCACACCGUCCAUCAUGUCCAUUAGCUCCCCUUAGCCCCCCUGGGGUGACGAACCAAGUGAGCCUCACCAAUUCUACUACUUUAUCUACCAGAGCUCAAAAACAACCAACCGCUCGGAUGUCUUUCUCGAAGUACAAUGUAAACGCCUUGACAGACCCUCUAUCGGUCCUUCCAUCGCCAAUCAUCAAACGCCCUCGUCAAAAUUCCGUAUUCGUCGGCAGCUCUACCGUAGCUAUGCUGAAUCCUCCACCUAGACGCGUUAAAUCCGCUAUUGAUAUUCAACAUUUAGUUGUUAACGAACAUAGCCCUACGACGUCCCUUAAAGGUUCUAUAAUACCAGUCUUGAAUAAAGAACGUCGCCCAUCUCUAAUAACUAUAGAACGCCCUUAUUACACUCGUCAUCACCGUCCAUCCAUAACUAUCGAACGCGCCCACGUUCACCAAGCGCGUACUCGUCGUCUAUCCUGCUUUGCCGAACGUCCUUAUAGCCGCCAUAGAAAUUUUAUUAGCUUCGAACACUCGUUCGACAGGAAACCCAUCGAAAAACCAUCGUGUAGCUACCAUCCUACCAUUAGUUUUGAGACUCCGAUGGAGUCCAUGGAAAUACCUACGUUACCAUUGGAAUUACCGCCGUUGCCGGUCCUUUCUAGCACGGGAGCGAUUCCGAAAGCAUCUCGUAGUUUCGAACAGCCUAAGUUUAAAGAUACACAUAAACCUGAACGCAAUUCGCACAGCUUAGAUGUAAGUUCUCUAAACUUCGAAAGAAGAUGCUCGAUACCCGAAGAAGAUAGGGGAUCGUCUAUUUAUAUUAAUCUGGAUGAAACUAAGAUAACUGCUCCCCUUCUAGAGGGACUCAAAAGUUCAGAUGUUUGAUUAUUUUGUGAUAUAGUUGAGCCCUUUCGAAUGAAAAUUUGUAAGUAUCAAUAACGAAAUAUUGUCAGAAAGAGUUUUAUAUUUUGUAUUAAAUGCUUUGAUAUAACGAUAAAUAGUUUAACAAAAAUAUACUGCCCGACAAACAAAAAUGUCAAAUUUUGCAUCAUAGCAUCGUCAAAUUCUAUUAUUUAUUUGUACUGUAUAUCAGACUAUAAAAUUAAAAGUUUUUUCCAACUUAAAAUUGUAUUAAACUUUCUAUAAAUCGUAAAUUUGCCAAUCGCUACAGCUAUAACCAUUUUUUUUUUUGGUUCCAAUGAAAGACGAUUACAAAUUUGAUGGAUAUUUUUAUAUUUAGCUGCACAAUCUUAGUGGAGAGACUGCUAAUUAUGGAGAUAUUACAAAUAAAGACAACAAGCCCUCCGGAUAGCCGACAAUAUGUACUAGAGAGAUAUGGACCAGCCUAUAGAAGAUCGUAGCCAACUACUUCAUAAACAGAAUCCUUAAAUACGACCCGAAGAGUACAAAGUCCCUGGAGGAGUACCUAAAUACUCUACUGAUGAUUACGUGGCAAAACACAUAGAAGAGAUCAACUUCACGUUUGGUACGGUCCUCUAGAUGGAUGGACUCAGUCGACUUGAAACUAGCGGAGCACCAAAUCGGACCAGUAGAAAAAAUGAAGACAAUAGGGCUGCAAGUCAGAGAACAGACAAACACAUCCCAAUCAUUCAUCUGAUACCUGAAAGUGAUGAUUGAUGUCAGACUGAGUUUCAAAAAGUCUCGUGAGAGAAAAAUACUCUGGAAAGAGGAGCAUCUUAUCUCAGCUAAUGCCAAACUUAGGAGGUCCAAAACAGAUAAUAAAAUCGGUGGUUACAUCAGUGCUCACAGACGGAAUUGCCAUUAGGAUCAACGCCUUACCAGUUUGGAGAGAAAGGAUGUAUGGACUAAGAGAAGAUGGACCCACCAACUUGUUCUACAAGUGAACGUCUGGCUCAGCCGCUGCCACGUGGAGGUGACUUACUACUUGAUUCAGAUGCUCUUUGGACAAGAUGUUUCAAGCUUCACAGGUUCAAGUAUGAGGAUUCCUCAUAGUGUCGAACGUGGGAACGAAAAUAAGAAGCAUAUCUGGGAGCUGCAAUAGAAGCAAUAAUAACGCCGGAUUAGAGCACAUCAAAAACGAAACAUACAGGGAAAUAUCAAAUCAAAUCAAAUCAAAUAUAAAACAUACAGAAUAAUACAUAGAAUCAAACCAGCUAAGACGAUUUGAACAUGUGAAAAAGAUGAGUGAGGAUUAUAAGAAGAAUACUAGAAACCAAAAUAGUAAGAGCAAGAAAUAGAAGAAGUUCAAAGAAGACCUGGAUGGACGAAAUCAACAAAGCGAUUAAGAUGAGAUGAAUAAAACUACAUGAGGUACUACUAGAAAUAAAAUAAAGAAAUUGAAAUAAUUUUGGAAGAAGGGCAUCAUGAAAGAAGAAGUUUUGAUAUAGAACAAAUUUUGCUCUAAGGAGUAGAAGAGGAGGAAAAGACAAUAGGAAAGAAGAGAAAGCCAUAUAGUUAGAUCUACUCCCAGCAAAGCAAUGGCUAAUAGUGGUUCAACGACAUAUCAGACAGAGCACUAGGCCUUGAAUAUACGUAACGAUAUUUUUUAACUAUACUUCUAUAGACUAGAGAGAUAGAGAGUCAGAUGUUUGGGCUAUUUUCUGCGCAUAGUAUAGGCACACGUAAAGACAAAAAAACCUCUGAAUUUCUUUCUCUAUAUAUAAUCGGAGCCGGAAGGACAUUCCUACUUACAGAGCGAGCUAUGACUUCUAUUUGUCCUUGAAAUACCUUGGACAACAUUAUUAUACUGCGAUAUUAUCCAAUAUUAUACAAUACUCCAAUGUUGAUGAUUUAGAAAUUUCUUUCUUACAAUAUUUCGAGUACAAUUAUUGUUAAGGGUGUUUAUCGAUUUUAUUUGUUACUUAACACGUACAUUUUGGAAUAAAAUAGAUCAGUUGAUUGAAUAUUCGAAGAGAAAACUUUAUUUUUAAUCUAUUUUUGUAUCUUUCAUGUUAAUAAUAGUUACUAUUCGAUGGUUCAAAUUUAACUGUUCAACAAAAACGAGUUGAGACUUGAAUAUAAAAUAAUUACUUCAACGAAAUGUUUUUUUAUCUGCACAAAAAAAUUUAUAAGCUCAUAAUGUAAAUUGCAUAAAAAAAAAUGUAUUAAAACCCAAUUUUAUUUGAGAAAGAUUAGAGCUUUUGUAUAACCAAACAAAAGUUUGUAAGGAAAUUGAAAUAGGACGCUUCUGAUGAAUAAAAUCCUUGAAACAUGCAGAAACAAACCCUUUCUGUUUCUCCUUGGAUAAAUAUUUCUGAAUGAGAUUCGAAAUAAUUCAUUAAAAACUGUUAAAAGUUCGAAAUUAGAGAAAACAUCGUUCAGUAGCCGAGUUUGGUUGAAUUAUAAUUCAAUCUACCAAGAAACGAAAGAAAGUUAAUGGGAAUCCUUGUCAAAGACGGAACGAGAAAUACUUGACAUGUUGCAGUAAUUAUUGACGAUACUAAAAUUAUAUUGGAUCAAUAAAUCAACACGAAGGUUUAUUGAACUUUUAACCUACAAUUUUCUUAUUGAUAAUUAUUACGCUUAUUUUAUGACAAUUAUCCAUUUUGAUAAUUGAACUAAUAUUUCAAUGUAUGUACUAAAAACCUACUUGCAC